UACGUAAAGCCAAAUAAUUUUAAAAAUUAAGGGAAUGUUUUUUUAUAAUUUCACUUCUACUGCUGUAAACUAAAGCGUAGUGAUUAUACAAGGUGUCAUUUGAUCACCUUAAUUAUAAAAAUUUAUGUUGCACAAACGCUACUGGCACUUGCAAAGAAGAUUUAUGCGGCGGUUUUGUUGAUUCAAGUAUCGAUAAUUAUCUGCUGUUGUGCCAUUGUUUUAUCAACAAACUGAUCUGCAAAAACGUGGUCAAGCUCGACACAGAGCAGUCAAAUAUUGUAUAAUCGGCUACCGUUUUUACUGCUUCCGGAAGGUGUUGACAUGCCGGGACAGCAGCGCUAACGUUUAAGGACCCCGCAGCCAGUACAUAUAUAUUCAUACUGUUUACUUCCAUGACAUUUCGCAUCAAAUGUUUUCCGAACAGAGCUGUGCAAAUAUGGGAACACUAAACGUGAAAUGCGAUACAAAGCCACCCAUCUGUUGCGAUUCCAUUCAAAUGAGAAAGAAAAGCAGCGCCGAAGGAAUACCUCGCUCACGAACUGCAGACAACGGACAGUGGAUUAAUAAGAACGGUGUUCUCGUGCCUCUUCAUCCGGCUGCAGGCACUGCUGCCCCAGUCCGUCCCAAAUCCGCUUUCCUGGAUCAGUACCCAGUGCAUCCCGUUUUCAAUUUUUCGAUCGGAGUUAAUCGGAACGAUAACCACCCUACCGCUGCUGGUGUCAUCAGACGGCGUUAUUCCCGAGAAUAUCGAAGUGCUGUUUAUGAGCUAAGCCAAGAUUUACAGGAUAAGCAACUGGAACUGUUAGAAAAGAAAUACGGCGGUCGAUUGCGCAGCCGGCAUGCAGCCCUAGUUAUUCAGCGUGCCUACCGUCGCUAUUCCAUGCAGAAGAAAUUCGAUCGACUCUCCUCUAACACCACUACCACCCAUCACUCCCAGUCCCCAUCCGCCAAGCUGCAUUAUGCGGUUAAAACCAAGAGUGCCUGCGAUGCGGAGCAUGUAACAAUGAAUGGCCAUGCUGCCACAGCGGAAAUCUAUCAUUCCGCACGAUCGAAACUGGGAAUGACGCGUUCCUGUUCGAGCAGUGCAACGGCCCGGAUAGCUGUCGUGCAGCCACAGUCGAGAAUGAUCGAUCUGUCGCCUAGCAUCGGUGUGUACGAUAACGUUCCAGCAGUACGGGGACGUAAGGACGCACCAGCCUCACGGCCCAUUGUUAUCGAUUCUACUCAGUCCAAACUAAUUACCCACAUUGUGCGAACUGAUCAGGACGGUGUCAGACGCUCAUUGCGCACAGAGAUUCAUACGCGGAGCCAUGUCCAGUCGAUAUCCCCUGUAAGGGGCGGUCAGAGCGUUCUCCCCCCCUUGAGCGCAAUGUCCAGUGUAUCUAUCUGUGAUGAGCCAUCUCCCCCAGGUUUUGCCGCAGUUAGUGCAGUCCACGACCUGGCUAAUACGUCGCCCGUGUGGAAGCGCCUGGAUGAACUGACUGAUCAGGACAGCGGGGUGGGCUCCAGCGGACAGCUGAGCCAUCCCUCGCCCCUCCAUACUGCGUUUUUGGAUUACGAUAACGUGGUGAAGUUUGUUAACACCAGCGGAGAAUCGAGCACGGAUGGUCCGUUGGGAACAUCACUGCCGAAUUCCUCCCUGUUGCAGCAGGGCAGUCCAAGUAGGAGAAAAUCGGAUGUCAGUCGAGCAUCCAAUAUGGAACGGACGAAAACCCAACGGCGAGCUGUUUCGGCGUCUCGCGUUCCCAUCCAACCAAAAAUAUCGGAAACCAGACGGAAACGACAGUACCGCGUUGGCCUAAAUUUAUUUAACAAAAAACCUGAACGUGGAAUGGAAUAUCUAAUUGAAAAGGGCUUCGUGGUUGAGAGCCCCUCGGCAGUUGCUCGUUUUUUGAUCUCACGGAAGGGCUUGAGCAAACAAAAGAUUGGAGAGUAUUUAGGUUGUCAGACGGACUUUUGUAUUGCCGUCUUGCAGUGCUUUGCCGGUGAGGUCGACCUGUGUGGAUUGGAAAUUGACCAAGCAUUACGCAAGUUUCAGACAUACUUCCGCCUUCCGGGUGAGGCACAAAAAAUCGAGCGUGUAAUGGAGGUGUUCAGCGAUCGAUAUUUAUCAUGCAAUCCGAAAACGGAGAAGAUUUUCGGCGACAGCUUAACCGUGCUGCGCAUGGCAUACGGCAUAAUUUUGCUCAAUACUGAUUUGCACAAUCCGAGCAUCAAAAAAGAGCGCAAGAUGAAGCUGGAGGAUUUUCUGAAAAAUAUGCGCGGUGCACUGGGCGAUAAGAGUGGGGUGGACGAGCAAAUAUUGCGUGAUAUCUAUGUUCGUAUAAAAGCGGAGGAAUUCAAGCCCGGCAAUGAUCAUGUCAGUCAAGUUCAACGGGUGGAUAAACAGAUAAUCGGUGACAAUAAACCAGUUCUUCCUGUUCCACAUCGGCGAUUAGUGUGUUUUUGCCGGUUAUAUGAAGUUUAUGAUGAGAAUAAAAAAGAACGCGCUCAUCAACGAGAGGUGUUCCUGUUUAAUGAUCUCAUGGUUGUGACCAAACAAAAUGGAGCACGAAAGAAGAACUCUCCCAUAAUUUACCGUUGCCGCACAUCAUUUCCCUUACUGCGAACGAAAGUGCAAUUAUUUUCCACUCCACAGCAUCCCAAUGGCCUCAAACUCGUCAACACUCUUAACCAGAAGACUCUCAUUAUGCUCAACGCGCGGAACGAACAUGAUCGUGAUAAAUUUGUAGAGGAUUUACGAGAAUCGAUAAUGGAGAUGGAUGAAAUGGAAGUUAUUCGAAUCGAAUCCGAACUGGAAAAGCAGCAGUUCGCCGGUAUUACUCGCGGUGCUGAGAAUCGUGAUUCGGGCGUAGCGGAUGUGGAUGAUUGUAAAUCGAAUUCUAGUGCAUCUAGCAUGACACCUGACCAGAACGUGGCAAAACGGACAGUUCUCCUCUCCAGUUCGUUGUUAGAUGUGACUGAGCAGCAGACCCUUAGACAUGUUCCGGUCGUGAGGAGGUUGAGUACUGGUUCUUUAGACAGCGGUAUGUGCAUGCCAGGAUCGAGUACCGCCAGCACACAGAGCACCCCGUCGUCUGAUGGACCCAUUCCACCUUCGAAAAUGACCAAACCUUCCCUUUUCGGCAGCUUUUUCACGAGGAAAAGCGGCAAAUAUCAAAUGUGAUUAAAGAUCCUGUUGUUAGAUAUGCAACUUAUUUUGCACUCUGCAUCUACCGGCAUCCGUUAGCGUUUUUGCUAGGAUGGUGCGUUCUUUACGAAGUCCUGAAUUUGACGGUGCUCAAAUGUAGUCACUUUUUGAUUUUACCGUUUCUUCCUGAUUACUCUGUUUUUUCAUUAUUUGCGCUGGAAAGUGCUUUUUUAGGUAUUUGUAUUAUUGAUUUUUUAGAAUGGAACAUUUUUAACUGAUUUUAUCGAGUAAACGGAAACUUCCGUUUCGUGCCAACGGAAUGUUUCUGCAUAUUAUGCAAAUGGUGUAAUUUUGCUUGCAGCGACUUUUAUUGAUAACGACUGAAGAUCUCGUUAUUUUGUGAGUGAUAAAAACCUUUACUUGA
Molecule: messenger RNA, 3554 nt
Organism: Paramacrobiotus metropolitanus
Lineage: Eukaryota; Metazoa; Tardigrada; Eutardigrada; Parachela; Macrobiotidae
Product: IQ motif and SEC7 domain-containing protein 1-like
Exons: 9
Coding region: 410-3166 (918 amino acids)
Biological process (GO): regulation of ARF protein signal transduction; actin cytoskeleton organization
Molecular function (GO): guanyl-nucleotide exchange factor activity; protein binding
Source: RefSeq, a predicted model, not a curated record